UCUUUUCUUAGCUGUUUCUUUUCCUUUCUUUUUAUCUUUUUUUUUUGUGUUGUUCUGUCUUUUUUCCCCUGUUUUUCACCUAAGUUAUUUGGGAUUCCAAUUUUUCUCUAUUUUUUUUUUUCAUUCCUAAGUUUCUCUCCACCUCCUUUCGUCUCUGCCUCUUAUUUGUCUACCAAAUCUUUUCUUGCGCCUCUCUGGUUUUAUUGCUCGUUGAUCGUUUGUUUCUAAUUGCAUCUUGAUUUCUGAUGGAUCGUGAUUUUCAUCGUCGUGGUCAAGUGAUGAACAUGCAGGCGAAUGAUCGUGCACAAAGCAACUUUGUUCGAUUGGAUAAACCGAGAGCUGUAGACGAUCUUGAUAUAGGCAAGAGAGGGAAGAUGCGUAGGUGGUUGUGCUGUUCUUGCCGUGUACAAGAAUCUUACCCUUCAGCAGAUCAUAACCGUUUAAGAACCCCUCCUACUCGCCACCACGACUACGGACGUAACAACAAGAAAACACCAGCUCCUGUAAAGCCUCCUGUCUUGAAGGAGCCUCCUCCCAUCGAUGUGCCAGCGAUGCCAUUGGCUGAGCUCAAAGAAAAGACUGAGAAUUUCGGAUCAAAGGCAUUGAUUGGUGAAGGAUCCUAUGGAAGAGUGUACUACGCAAGUUUGGAUGAUGGGAAGGCCAUGGCGGUGAAAAAGCUUGAUAAUGCAUCCGAACCCGAAACAAACGUCGAGUUCUUGACUCAGGUCUCCAAGGUAUCGAGGCUGAAGAAUGACAAUUUUGUUGAGCUUCUUGGUUAUUGUGUCGAAGGAAACCUCCGGGUUCUCGCGUAUGAGUUUGCCACAAUGGGAUCUUUGCACGACAUAUUACAUGGGAGAAAGGGAGUCCAAGGAGCUCAACCUGGUCCAACACUUGAGUGGAUGCAACGAGUCCGAGUUGCAGUUGAUGCAGCUAAAGGAUUAGAAUACUUACACGAGAAAGUUCAACCUCCGGUUAUACACAGAGAUAUUCGAUCUAGCAAUGUGCUUCUUUUCGAAGAUUUCAAAGCCAAGAUUGCUGAUUUUAAUCUUUCUAAUCAAGCUCCUGAUAUGGCUGCUCGCCUUCAUUCCACUAGAGUUUUGGGAACAUUUGGUUAUCACGCACCAGAAUAUGCGAUGACAGGACAAUUGACACAAAAGAGUGAUGUUUACAGUUUCGGAGUUGUGCUUUUGGAGCUUCUUACCGGGAGAAAACCGGUUGAUCAUACAAUGCCUCGUGGUCAACAAAGUCUUGUUACUUGGGCAACUCCAAGGCUGAGUGAAGACAAAGUGAAGCAAUGUGUUGAUCCAAAACUCAAAGGAGAGUAUCCUCCUAAAGCAGUUGCCAAGCUUGCGGCGGUUGCAGCGUUGUGUGUGCAGUACGAAGCAGAGUUUAGGCCAAACAUGAGCAUUGUAGUAAAAGCUCUUCAACCACUCUUGAGGUCUUCAGCAACAGCUGCUGCUCCUCCAACACAAGCUUAAUUCUUCUUUGUGGCUCUUGCAUAUUGAUUAACUCAUGGUUUCAAGGUUUUUUUUUCUUUACUUUAUUCUUUCUGUUUACAAAUGGAAUGUAAAUGGGUUAUUGAGGAGAGUUGGUGAGUAGGAAUUGGAAUUCGAGUCCAUGGUUGUGUUAACUGUUAUUUGUUGGGUUGAUUCUCUAUGAAAUCUUCUAAAUUUUGUCUGUUCUUUUUUAUAUAUGAGUUGAUAUUUUAUCUUC
Capsella rubella is the source of this 1713-nucleotide messenger RNA. Its product is annotated as PTI1-like tyrosine-protein kinase 3. Bases 246 to 1478 code for a protein of 410 amino acids. The transcript is spliced from 7 exons. Gene Ontology annotation, molecular function: ATP binding; protein tyrosine kinase activity. Lineage: Eukaryota; Viridiplantae; Streptophyta; Magnoliopsida; Brassicales; Brassicaceae. The record is from RefSeq and is a predicted model, not a curated record. Gene Ontology annotation, biological process: protein phosphorylation.